AUAAUUUCAGUCACAGAUUUGCUUAAAAAAUACCAUCACUGUCUAAACUGACUUGCUUCAUGUUAAUGGUCAUUUGCAUCCUAAGAGCAAAUACAUGCACAAAGAAACUUCAUCAUUGAAGAACUAAAUACCUGAAACUCCAAUUUUCUUCUGACUACAUCUUGGCAAGGUGACUAAACAGGAAGAUGAAGACAACGAGACACAGCAAACCACACUCUGCCUGCCCUGUCCUGAUAAUCUUUGCUUUGUGUUUGCAAACAAGUGCAAACCACACCGAUUAUCCGAGAGUUACAAAUGAAACCUGGAAUCCUACCAGCCAAAAUCUAAGUGGAAGCCAGAACAUAACCGAAGCCAAUACAGGUUCUCCUCUGAGCAUCAACUUCAGCAGCAAAACGACUACUCUGGAAAUGCAGACAGGGACCCUGCAAUCCUCAUCCUCCACAACGGCCCAAAAUCUCACAUCCUCCCCUGCCAGCAGUGCAGUGGCAACUUCUGCCACUGGAGGACUCGGGAAUUCCAGCAAACCCAAGAGCACAAGGACAAAGGAAACCUGUGAAGACAGCAAGUCUCUCAUAAUGAUCUGCUUCAUUGUAAUAGCAGUGCUCGUGCUCAUCUGCACCUUCUUAUUUCUGUCAACAAUCGUAAUAGCCAACAAAAUGUCUUCUCUCAGGAAAGCUCAGCAGGGAAAACGCAGGCCCAGAAGCAAUGGUGAUAUCCUGGCGACCAACAGCUUGUGGCCAAUGGCUGCAGGGACGUGGCAGAGGAUGAAGGAGACAACUGGAACUGAGUUGAUAUUGCAGGACUUGAUACCAGGGAGAGACACCGCGAUCCCAAGGGAAACUGAAGAUGAAACUACAAAGAAACUCACUAAAGCAGCAGACAAGCAGGAGGGAAGCAAAGAGCCGUCGAAGGCUCACAAACCCAUUUUAACCAAUUUUGUAGUUGAGAUUUAAUUCAUACUCAAGGAAAAACAUAAUUGUCUCUUGCCUUUUUUACAUCAUUAAUAUAAGGCAGAAACUUAACUUUCAAGUAACAUGAAUUUUAACACAAGAAAGCUGAAUUCAGAUCUUAGGGGUUUUCCUUUUAUCAUAGUGGGAAUGCUGCAGCAACUUGUAGAUCUAGAUGGGAACAAGACUGUGUUAAAUAGCUUUCUAUAAGCUGGUGUCAAGACCAGCUUUACUCCUGUGACCAGAACUCAUGGUGACAGGAGCUGAAUGGGAUAAAACAGAAAAGGACAGAAGCCUGCCCAUUCUCAAAGGUCAUUGGGAAAAAAAA
Molecule: messenger RNA, 1275 nt
Organism: Strigops habroptila (Kakapo)
Lineage: Eukaryota; Metazoa; Chordata; Aves; Psittaciformes; Psittacidae
Gene: EVI2A
Product: ecotropic viral integration site 2A
Exons: 2
Coding region: 186-953 (255 amino acids)
Cellular component (GO): membrane
Source: RefSeq, a predicted model, not a curated record